This is a messenger RNA of Strongylus vulgaris, 380 nucleotides long. The record is from the annotation of a GenBank genome assembly. Lineage: Eukaryota; Metazoa; Nematoda; Chromadorea; Rhabditida; Strongylidae.
AUGGAGGACUUCAUUCAAGUGCUCUCGUUGGAUUUUGGCGCUCUUCGCGAGGAGAACAUGAAAUUGAAGGUGGCGUUAACCGAGGCGCACAAGAAUAUUCGCCUAUCACAACUAACUGAGGACGACGAAGACUAUGAAAGUGAUAUUCCUUCAAGUGAGGAUCGAUUCAGAAUCAGUCCUCGACCGAUGGGUGACGUUAAUUAUGGCGAGUUGGCGCGAACCAUAAAAGACGACGGCCACUUGAAGAAGCUAAAAAGGCUCUCUGACGAUCUGAAAAGAGAAAAGGAUGAGCUGAGACGACUAGCUAUGGACACCAAAGAAGCUUUCUCCGUAUGCAUGGGAGAGGUUAGUAUGACAGGAGAAGAGUUUGAAAAGUGAUG